Daldinia vernicosa is the source of this 1254-nucleotide messenger RNA. RefSeq lists its product as uncharacterized. NCBI's taxonomy places the organism in Eukaryota, Fungi, Ascomycota, Sordariomycetes, Xylariales, Hypoxylaceae. Bases 156 to 1235 code for a protein of 359 amino acids. The transcript has a single exon. The record is from RefSeq and is a predicted model, not a curated record.
GCACUCUUUUAGCAACGCACUCGCAAUACAAGACCAGUUCCACAAGAAUUAUAUAAAAUAAAAACUCGUAACUAUUCAAAAUCAUCAAACUUUCAACUUCAUCUACACCCGUCUUCUACUAUCUACCAUCCGGUGCCUAUAACCUGAUCGAUAUCAUGGCGUUGGACGAACAUAAGGUCGCGGAAGGCCUGAAAGACCUUCGAACCAUUUACCCCACGGACGAAUUCUCACAGGACUACAUGCUAAGAGUCCAAGUCCCUACGCUGUACAAUCCAAAGAACGUCGCCGGUAUCCCCGAGGGAGACCAAGUCGACUCGACGGGUUUGGACGCGCUUCUAAUGGUGAUUCGUCGCAUCAUCAGUCAGUUGCCCAUGGAAUAUCGCGAUACGAAGGACGAGGCCAUGGGAUGGCGGGAGCAGGCCAACCCGCUGCGCCGCCUCGCGAUGGCCGACCUCGUUUCGACCGACAAAGAUAUCCUUCAAGCUGCUAAGUACCAUGCUCUGAAAGCCUUCUAUCCAGGAGGCUCGCUGGAAGGCAAGGACUUGUCUUUCCAGGCGCUCGCGGAGCAUAAACUCAUGCAGGAAACCUUUUGGCAGCUGGAUCCUUUCCUCCUAUUCAACCCGUACACCACUUUCAAGUUGAACGGGGUGUGGGAAGUCGGGACGUUAAAGAUUAAUGACAGCCUAUCCGAAGACAGUCUUAUAACGUUUAAGACUGGUAGCCUCGGCGAACAGAUCGCAAAGAAGUUCGGGACUUUCAUGACCGACGACGGCAUAGUGUUCACUAAGCAGGCCAACCUACCAACGAUCCUGCGAGUCCAAUACGACGUCAGCGCGGCCGACCCUAAGAAAUUCCAGGACCUUCGCAAGAUCGUCGUGGAUAUGCGACGCCUCGAGAGGAGACCUGACGGUAUAUGGAAAUUUACAGAGCCCGGCGCAGCCUUGAAGACGUACCGUCUGAUAGCCGAGGUCUGCCUGUCCAGCUCUGCCGAUGCCUCGGACACGAUCAGGAUGUAUGAUGCGGAAGGAGAGGUGAUUCCUAUUCCCACCACUUUCCCGAAUCAUCAGAGAGAGCCGCUGGGCAAAGAGAACGCUCGCUAUAUGCUUUACUACUGCUAUGGCUUGAAGGAUAUUCCCGGCGAGGAGUCCUACUCGGAGAUACUGCCUCCCUUCGAUGAAGAGAAAGCAGAUCUACUGCAAAACAUCCUCGACCGCACUACGACCAAGUCUCAUUAGUCGACGCAGGCUUCUAACC